This is a messenger RNA of Trichogramma pretiosum, 5223 nucleotides long. RefSeq lists its product as uncharacterized. The transcript is spliced from 3 exons. Gene Ontology annotation, molecular function: DNA-binding transcription factor activity; RNA polymerase II cis-regulatory region sequence-specific DNA binding. Gene Ontology annotation, cellular component: nucleus. The coding region runs from base 716 to 3769 and encodes 1017 amino acids. Lineage: Eukaryota; Metazoa; Arthropoda; Insecta; Hymenoptera; Trichogrammatidae. Gene Ontology annotation, biological process: regulation of transcription by RNA polymerase II. The record is from RefSeq and is a predicted model, not a curated record.
UUACGUUGGUUCGUUCUUGUUUUUUUUUUCUUCCUUCUUUUUUUUUAUUAACUCGAAAACGAUGUUUAAAUACCGUGUGAUCGUGAAGCUGCGUCGACGCAACAAAGUCGAGUAGUGAACACACACGCACGCACACGCACGCACAGGAGGCAGAGAGAAGAAGAGAGGCACCUGUGGGACAUUUCCAGCUGCAUAUGCGUGAUAUAAUAAAUUAAUGAAUUGCGAGGCGAUAAGAGCGACGAGCCGACGACGCAGAAGAAGAAGAAGAAAAUUCAUCAGCGACGAGUGACGAAUUUUUUUGUGAUCGUUGUUUUGAAAAAUUAAAUAAUCACAUGUGAGGAGGAGGGAAUAAAAAUACGAGUGCGGAGAGAGGAAGCAAAGAUCACGCAGUUAUCCGAAAAGUGCGAGAGACAGCUUUUUUGGCUUCGAUCUUUUGUUUUUUUUCAUACUUGCUUUAUAUUUUAUAAUUUUCUCUCCUCUGUGUUCGAGGAUCCGUCCUGUCAGUUCGAAGAAACGGUGCUACUUACUACUUUGUGUUAUAUGGUGAAUAAAAAUAAAGAGAGAAUAGCACGAGCGGAGAAGUGAACUUCCGAAAACUGUAGUACAUACGAGAGAGGAUCGUCGACAGAGAGGGAGAGAGCAAAAAAGCUCCUCUCCAGAGAAACACAGUUAAAAAAAAAUAAGUGCGCGCGAACUUCGAUACAAAUAAUCCAAGAUGAGGAUCAAAAUGCCAGCAGUGAGGAUCGCUCAAGCGGAAACAUCGCAGAGCGGCGGCGGCAGCGGCAGUGGAGUCGUCGUCGGUAGCGGCAUUGGCUCCACGAACGUCGCCACGAGCCUGGACUUCGUCACUUGCGGCGGCUGCAGGGCCUCCUAUCCGCUGGAACACAUCGUGCGCUUCAUCGAGCACAAGGUCAAUCACUGCCGGAGCUCGCUGCCCGGCUGCCAGAGUCCCUCGGCGCUGGCGAAUCACGCGCCCGAGGACUCGGACCCGGAGGACGCUCUAGGUCUCAAAACUGGUGGUGCUGGUGACCCCACAACGACACAGGGCACGGGGACGAUAACGACGGGUGGCACGUGCGGCGCGUCGAGUACGGAAAAAUUGACGGCAGUGCCGAGCAUCUCGGCGCCCAUCAUCAAACGCUCGUCGUCGGCCCGAGCGCUCGACAGUCCGCCCACGUCCCAUCAUCAUCAUCAUCAUCAUCAUCAUCACAGUAGUAGUCAUCAUCACAGCGGCGAGUCGGGAGGAAGUCCGAUCGAGCUGAGGGCUAAUGCGAGCUCGACGCCCAAGCGAAGAACGGGACAGGACGCGAGCCUGGAGGACGACAAGGACUGCAUCGAGGCGCUGAAGAAGCCCAAGACCGAGUCCGUGGACGCCGACACGAAUACCAUCAGUAACGAACCAAAGUGGCUGCGAUGCACGCAGUGCGGCGCGCGCUCCUCCACGGCCUGGGAGCUGGUGCAGCACGUCCAGAGCCAGCACGGCAUCCGGCUCUACAGCAUGAACUCGUCGGCGAGCUCGUCGUCCAACACACCGGCGCCGUCGCCGCCGACGCCCACGCCCACCCUGGCCGGCGGCGGCCCUCAUCCGGUCUCGUCGCAGAGCAGCAGCGGCAGCCACCACCUCAGCCCGCUGAAUCAUCUGAACCUCAGCGGCAAGUCGACGGGCAGCUCCUCGGCGGCGAAUUCGUCGGGAGGCGGCAGCAGCACGGGAGCCGGUGGCAAUAAUACCAGCGGCAGCAAUCGCCAACAGCAGCAGCAACAACAAGCUCAAAUAACUACAGGACCACUGAACGAUCCGCUCAGCAGCUUCCUCCGGCUACCCCACAACCUGGAUCGCAGCUUCCCGGUUCCCCCGAUGUUCAGGCCGGAGUUCCUCGGGAUCAAUCCCCUGGGCUUCCGGGGCAUGCAGGACCUGCAGCAGGCGACGCGCAAUCUGCAGAGCCUCGGCGACCCGCUGCGCGGCAUCGACGGCCUCCAACUCGGCGACUCGCUGGUGCGCAGCUCGAUCGACUCUCUGAACAACGCGCGCAACAUCGCCAAUCUCGCCGAGCUCACCUCGGCGGCGCAGCACGCGGCCCGCGCCCAGCAGCAGCAGCAGCAGGCCCAGGCCCAGCACCCGGGCGGCCCCGCCGGAGCCCCGCCGCCGUUGGACACGAACCUGGAUUUUUACUCGGCGCGCCUAAGGAGCCUCGCUAAUACGUCCUUAGGCGCGGCUCCGAAUAACGCCUCGGUCCAGGUAGCGAGUAACAAUAAUAAUAACAAUGGUGGCGCUGCGAUAGUGAGUAGCGGUAAUGCCCAGAACGGCGUCGAGGCGCCGAGUCCCGGCCCGCGGGAACAGCGGGAUCGAGAACAACAGCAGCAGCAGCAGAGAGAACAACGUGAACAACGAGAACGAGACCAGAGAGAACGAGAGCAGUCAACGAAGGAGACGACGCCGCCGGUGAAUUACGCGCAGAGUCCGCUGCCCGGCGAACGACACCACAACAACAACAAUUCCACGGACAGCGAGAAGACCUCGCCGCCGGUGACGACGUCCACCCCCAUAAUCGGCGGCGGCGACGGCAGCCAGAUGAUCGGCGACCUCGCCAUCUUCGCCUGCGACGUGUGCGAGAAGAGGUUCCGCUUCCACGGCAACAUGGUCAAGCACCGCAAGACCCACUACGUCAACACCUCGGCCGAGACAUGCCUGCUGCGCUGUCAGAUCUGCGAGGCCGAGCUGCAGGGCUACGGCGAGCUCAAGCGACACAUGCACAAGGAGCACCAGGAGCCGAUGAGCCCCCAGGGCAGCGUGGAGACGGUGCCCGACGACGACGACGCCAGCAGCUGCGACGAGAACAUGGACCUCGACGAGGACGGCAUGAUAGUGAAGCCCGAGGAGGAGGAGAACACGCCCGAGGACCUGUCGACGACGCAGACGCAGCUCAACGACGUCGACGGCAAGAUCGGCGUCGACCCGGGCAAGAUCAGCCUCGUGGGCGACAUAAUGGAGCAGAUCGGACUCAGCAAUAUCGCGCAGUACAACGAGGCCUAUCGCCAGGCGCUCCAGGAGAACCACCACCAUCAUCGCUCGUUAGGUGGCCACUUUGGGAAAAACGAGCCCAACUCGCUCGCUCAACCCACUCACACGCUCAACAACAACAAGGAGAAGGACAGCAGCGCGCUGUCGCCGACCAACUUCAAGGCCGCGGCGAAUCUGUUCUCGGGCCAGAGCCCCUUCCCCAGGGCGGCCGGUGUGCCCAGCGAGUUCGGCCUGUGGCCGCUGGGCGCCGCCGCCGCGCACUACCUCGACACGGCGGACUAUCGCAAGGCCGCGGCCAAGGCGGUGAGCGCCCAGAGCCUGCACAGUCUGCAGGCGAGCCUGCAGCAGGCCAGCCCGCAGAUGAUCAAGAAGGAGCGCGGCCACGGACGCAACGACACCUGCGAGUUCUGCGGCAAGGUGUUCAAGAACUGCUCGAAUCUCACCGUGCAUCGGCGAUCGCACACCGGCGAGAAGCCGUACAAGUGCGAGCUGUGCACGUACGCCUGCGCCCAGAGCUCCAAGCUGACGAGGCACAUGAAGACUCACGGCCGGCACGGCAAGGACACGUACAAGUGUCGCUUCUGCGACAUGCCGUUCUCGGUGCCCAGUACCCUGGAGAAGCACAUGCGCAAGUGCGUGAUGGCCGUGCAGCAGGGCCAGAAGAUGAUGGGCGGCGGCGGAGGUGGGGUCAUGUCGUAUCCGGGCAGCCAGGACGAGGACUCGUCGUCGGUGAGCGCGAAGGACACCUGAUCGUGGCCGGCGACGCAGCCGCAGCAGAGUCAGCCUGGAGGAUCGUCGAUGCCGAUUCUAGCGCCGACGACUACUACUACGACGACGUCGCUCAUCUGGCCGCAUCAUCGGCCGCCCUAUCCGGUCUACUGAAGUCUAUAUAUGGGAAACCGGCUGGACGAUUUUAUAGAGAAAGAGAAAAAAAGUGCAGAACGUAACGUAACGCAUAUUUAUAAAUAAAUAAAUAAAUGUAUGUACGUAUGAUAGGCAACGAGAACCAAAAGUAACUUCGCGAGUAUAGGAAGUAUAAUUGCAUCGAGGCACGGAGCUCUGAAACAGCUCCUGUCAGCCCUUCGCGCGAUUACGUGCAUGAUUUUUACGAGGGGCGAACGAUUAUGGCCAGUCUACGACGAUCGAAGUUCGAGAGCGUGGCGCGCGUUGAUUUUUUUCAGAAAACGAUACUUGCAACGAACACGACUUUGCGAAAUCGACGCGACGCGCGAUCGUCUUUUUCGUCGCUCGAUAUAUAUAUAGUACAUCGUUCACUUACUAUAUCUAUUUGCAAAAAAAAAAAUAAACAAACAAACAAAUCUUAUAUUUAUGGUUACCAGUGUACUGGGAAGCUCGAGUUCGCGUACCUUCAAAAAUGCAUAUAUAAAUAUAAAACGUAGGAUAAAAAAGUACGUGGGUACUUACGAACGUGCGUGAAUGGAGAAGAAGCGCGCAUCCGACGCGAGAUGAAUGAGAGAAGGGAGAAAAAAAAGUAUAUCAUAGUCGACAGAACCAUAACAGAUGAUUAUAUAUGUAGAUGAAUAUAGUAUACUAUAUAUAUAAAUAUAUAAAUAUUAUAUAUAAUACAUAAACUAUGUGAAAAAGUUGCUGUGCGUUUGCGUGUGAGCGUGAGAGAGCGAGUAUGCAUCGGACGAACGAAAGUGAGAAUAAAAAAAAAUAUAUUACAAAUAUAUUACAAAAAAUUAUGUAUAUUAUUAUAAAUGUAGUCCGAGAGACGAGGAGUACGAGGAGGACGAGGAGAUGACGUAUACGCGAAGACACGGCUGAUUUUAUUUAUUUAUUUUUUUAAUCAUCAUCAUCAUGCAUUCGUAAUAUCGUUAGUGAUUAGGCUUACGGUUGAUUGAUUCGGUAAACUAGUACGUGUAUCAAACAUACUGUAAUUAUAUAUGUCGAUUGAAAAAUUGCACGAGCGACGUGUACUUUUUUUUGGUCUUGUAAUUUUUGAUAGCACACGCCACACGCGGUUCUCAAUAUGUGGCUCGAGCGCGUCACCGGGAGGGGAAUGAGAUUCGAUUUUUUUCAUUUCUAUAGUGGCCAGUCGAGAACAUUUUCGGAUAUAAUAAAAUUAUUACGCCCCGAGGUAUUUGCGUGAAACUUGUAAAUUUGUCGCUGUAUUUUGUAUUAUAAAUUUGAUGAUUUCAUUAUUAUUAUUAUUAUUAUUAUUAUUAUCAUUAUUAUUAUUA